Epinephelus fuscoguttatus (brown-marbled grouper) is the source of this 10865-nucleotide messenger RNA. It is a transcript of the gene usp31, whose product is annotated as ubiquitin specific peptidase 31. The record is from RefSeq and is a predicted model, not a curated record. The coding region runs from base 660 to 4532 and encodes 1290 amino acids. The transcript has 16 exons. NCBI's taxonomy places the organism in Eukaryota, Metazoa, Chordata, Actinopteri, Perciformes, Serranidae. Gene Ontology annotation, biological process: protein deubiquitination. Gene Ontology annotation, molecular function: cysteine-type deubiquitinase activity.
GGAAGAAUCAAAACGAUUCUGCUAUUUGGUAGCUUAGCCCGAAUGUGCCUCCAAAUAUGUGACAAACGUGAGGUUAACCAAUUUUCGGACACUCUCUUUAUUUUAUUUGUCAUCACCUGCAAACCAUGGCGGACUGUAAGUUUCUGUUGGACACGGACAUCUCGGCCAAAAGGGACUGUUGCUGUUUCUGCUGCUCUUGUUGUUAUUGUAGCUAGCGCUAGCGUCAGCUAAUUUAGCUCACUGCUGUCUUCGCUCUCAGCAUAACCGAUGUUGAUUCAUUGCUGCGGGGCAGUGAACCGUAAAAACAAGGUAACUCUGGAGCAAGUUACAGACAUCGACAACUGUCCUUAGCCAUGUUUAUGUUGCGCUUCUUGACACAUUAGCUAAUUAGCCUUAGCCAAUACUUUAGGCAAGGUUGCACUGCACGACAUGCUAACGUUAUUUAACAAGUGAAACAUCAAAGUUACAGCUGCGUGCUUUAAGAGAAGACACCUCAGUGAAAAUGAUGUUACUAGCUAAAGUCAGCUAACACACCUACGCUGCCAGCAGUUACAGCUGUCUGCUAGUUUUAACAUGGAGCAGCAGACAGCAGCCAGUGACAUGGCUCUCGGUCUUCACCACACAUCUGUCUGAGCUGUAACGCCCGUGAAGGAGAAACCAUGUCUUGCAAAGCUGCAACCAAGGACAAGAAGCCGAGCUUCAGCAAGAAGCUGUUCAGGCGAGGCUCUGUGCGCUCUGUAGGCAGUUUCAUGAGCAGAGUCCUCAGGACACUGACGGCGCUAUCCCACUUUGGCUCUGAGGUGCAGACAGAAGAUGACAAAGAUGAUGGAGGAUUCUCCACAUUCAAAUCUGGGAGUAAAGAUGUGCCCAUGGAUGAUGGGGAGCUCGCAGGGUUUCUGUCUGGAGAGAGAGUUCCUGGAGUGUCAGGCCUCAAGAACCACGGGAAUACCUGCUUCAUGAAUGCAAUCCUGCAGUGUCUCAGCAACACUGAACUCUUUGCUGAGUACCUCGUUUUGGAGCACUACAAAGGUGAGGAGCUGGAUGAGGACAAACCAAAGACAAAUGGCGUACUUCUGCAGAAGAAGGGUCCUCUGGCCAAAGGAGAAGUCACAGAGCAGCUGUCAGGACUUGUGCGGGCUUUGUGGACGUUUGAAUAUACCCCACAGCAUAGCAGGGAUUUUAAGAAUGCUGUGUCAAAAAAUGCCACCCAAUUCAAAGGGAACGCUCAGCACGAUGCUCAGGAGUUUCUGCUGUGGCUGCUGGACAGAGUACACGAAGACAUCAACUCAGUCAACCCCAACUGCAGACCUGCUAUAAAGCCACCCAUUGAAGAAGACGAUCAGAGCAUAGAGGGGCCGUCUCCUCCCCUCUCUGCCGGGUCGUUUGUACAAGAACUGUUUCAGGCUCAGUACAGGUCUUCUCUUACGUGUCCACAUUGCCAAAAGCAGAGCAACACGUUUGAUCCCUUCCUCUGCAUCUCCUUACCGAUCCCACUGCCGCACACACGGCCCCUGUAUGUGACAGUGGUGUACCAGGGGAAGUAUUCUCACUGCAUGAGGAUCGGAGUGGCUGUUCCCCUCAACAGCACCGUCUAUCGCCUCAGAGAUGCUGUGUCACGUGAGACCAAGAUCCCAAUGGACCAGUUUGUUUUGACUGAAAUGUACUAUGACGGUUUCCAUCGUUCAUUUUGCGACGAUGACGAUGAUCUCGACAUCAUUCAAGAGAGUGAUUCCAUAUUUGCCUUUGAGACACCAGAGACCUUCAAACUGGAAAACAUACGCACAAAAAGAGGAAGUCUUCUGGCAAACCUGAAUCAUAACAACUUGAAGUACGGGCCAGAGAUCAGCAGGACUCCGUCUUUCAUGCAGGGGGCCAUGACUCCUUUAUCUGCAUCCCCCAAUAAAAACCUGGGACCAGAGAAAAUGAUCCUUCUGGUGUGUAACAGGGCUUGUUCCGGCCACCAAGGAAAGAGGUUCGGACUACCUUUUGUACUGUACAUGGAACGCACUGUGACCUGGGAUGCUCUACAGAAAGAGAUCCUGGAGAAAAUGCGUCAUCUUUUGAGGCCAGGUGUCUACAUUCAGGUUGGACCUUUCAGUCUUCGGGUGGUCGGCGUUGUUGGUAUCACCUACCUCCUUCCUCAAGACGAGCGACCACUGUGUCACCCAACUGUGGAAAGAGCCUACAAGUCCUGUGGACAAGGAGGGCCGCCGCAUGUGAAGAUUGUGGUAGAGUGGGACAAAGAGACCAAGGACUAUCUGUUUGGACACACUGAGGAGGAGUACAUUCCUGAUGCUGAGAGUGUGUAUCUGCACAGGGAGCAGCAUCAUCAGCCGCAGGCCUGCACCCUCGCUCAAUGCUUCCAGCUCUACACUAAGGAGGAGCAGCUGGCCCCAGAUGACGCCUGGCGCUGUCCCCACUGCAAGCAGCUGCAGCAGGGCCGCAUUAAGCUCAGCUUGUGGACGCUGCCGGAUGUCCUUAUUCUGCAUCUCAAGAGGUUCAGACAGGAAGGGGACCGGAGGGUGAAGAUGCAGAACAUGGUGAGGUUCCCACUGAUGGGCAUGGACAUGGCACCUCAUGUGGUGAAGAGAAGCCAGAGCAGCUGGAGUUUGCCUUCCCACUGGUCGCCAUGGAGACGCCCAUAUGGCCUGGGAAGAAACCCCGACGACUACCUGUAUGACCUGUAUGCUGUGUGCAACCAUCAUGGGAACAUGCACGGAGGCCACUACACGGCGUACUGUAAGAACUCCAUUGAUGGUCAGUGGUACUGCUUUGAUGACAGCGAGGUUUCAUCAGUACCUGACGAUGACGUGUGUCAGCAGACGGCCUACAUACUGUUCUACCAGCGGAGGACAGUUAUCCCCUCCUGGUCUGCUAACAGCUCUGUUGCUGGUUCCACCAGUUCAUCCCUGUGUGACCACUGGAUCAACCGGUUACCUGGCAGUAGGCCUGCUAGCUUGGCCUCCGGAGCCUCAUCCAGACGCACCUCUCUGGCAUCGCUGGCUGAGUCAGUAGAGUUUCCAGGAGAACGCAGUGAAGAUGAUGGAGGAUUCUCUGUUCGCCCUUUUGUGAGGAGCAUUCAGCGCCAGAGCUUGUCUUCCAGGUCAUCCAUCGCUAGUCCCUUAGCCUUCAGCGACAGUGGGAUAAAGCCUUCCUGGUCUCUCUCUGCAAAGCUGCACAUGAGAUCCAACUCCCCCUCACGUUUCUCCCUCGACUCUCGAUGUUCUCCUCCUCUGGAGAGGAUAGGCGAGGCCUGCGAUGACAAAGUUUCCACGUCCUGUUUUGGCAGCUACAGUAGACACGAACGCUACUUCGGCAGCAGGACUCCCCUGUCCAUGAUGGAGAGCAACUUCAGUGACCACGACAACAACAAAAGGUUCCUUGACAUGAUGUACUGCAGGGCUCCCACUCCAGUGGAUAAGAAGAGCACCAAAAAUGAGUCAACUGAAAACAACAACCAGAUCACAGCUAUAGACCAAAACAUUCUACCCGCCCAAGCUACUCCCUCCAAAGAGCAGAAGCGUAAGAGCAGUAUAGGAGGAUUUGGCUCAAAGGCAGAAAGCGCAGGCUCCACAAAGAGUUCCAGCAAAGUGGAGCAAGAGAAGACUUCCAAAAAACGUUUGUGCGCAACUCACAAGACCUCCACUGCUGAGACGUCUUCCGGUACACCUGUGAAAGGCAAAAAGGUGAGCAAUACUAAAGAAAAGAGUGUAAAGAAAAGCACCUCUACACCCUGUGGAACUCCCUCCAAAACAAAGGAGGCAAUUCGGCCUCUAGAUGCAACGCCACAACGGAAGCCAUUAGUGAGCUCCACACCUCAGUCCUCAGCUUCUCCCUCGCCCACUGCAAAGAAGAAUUCCAGUGUCACUGAGAAAAACUCCACGAGUGGUCGGAAAAGGCUGGUAGAAAGGAGCUACAGCAGAGAUUCUAUGCACACGAGUCCCCUGGUCGACAGUCUCCGAGGCAACUUGGCAUCGCGCUCUUCACUGUCUAAGAGUGGUGACAGCACCCGGCCUGAGAGGAGAUCAGUGAGGAGCUCCAGCAGCAGCUCUUCCGUCACUAGCCUGCGCUCCCCGAGCGUAUCCACCAGAGACCUGCAGCGCAGCAGCAAAUCUGAGGAAAAAGGGUUGUCUUUCUUCAAGAGCGCCCUCCGACAAAGGGAAAGCCGCCGGUCGGCUGAUUUAGGAAAAAGCACCUUGCUUGCCAAAAAGGCCUCAGAGAGGACAUGCAAGCAGAACGGACAAGCUAAGGACAUGGGUGGUGAUACUGGAAAAACAGGAGACGCUGUGUCUUCACAGACGUCCGUAGAGACUAAUGGAGGUGAGACAAAGUCAGAGACAAAGGAGUCUUCCAAGCCCCCCAGCUCUCUCAGUCGCACUCUGUUAAAUGUCGGCAAGUCCAAGUCUUCCACUUCUGAAGUAAGUCUCAAGUCUCCCUCUAACGGGAAGAAGCCUCUCGAAAGGAUGGCGUCUUCCCGAAAGCUGUCAUCAAGCAUGCAAUCUCCUGCACGUACAACAAAGAGGCCUCAAUGAUAUAUCCAUAGUAGUUACAUUGAACUCGCAUAAUGCAGCUAUUUUCUUUGUGCCUAAGUUUCAGUGAGCGCCAGGUGUAUUUGUAAAGAGACACACUUUUUGAUGUUACGGUUUUGUACACUGGAAUAAAAUACACACGCUGGCGUUGAAUUACAAAUAGUGGCAGCCGGCUUCGGGAAAUUUUAGCUGUGCUGCAUAGAAAGUAAAGUACUGUACAUCAUCUGCAUAUUUUGGGUGCCAAACAGAUGCUUGGUAUGCCGCCAGUUUGAGUUUUUGGAGCCGUGUGUAUUGUUACCAAUUACACCUUUUGAGCAUUAGGUAAUGUUUUGAUGCGAGUGAGACAAUCGCUUGACACGUUCAAUGUUUCCCUGGCAUGGCAUGCCAUAUGCAUUCAGCUGACCUGUCUGAUUGUGUGUACUUGAGGCUUAUAUGACAGCUGACAGAAUUCCCUGUUGGAAUCUUCGAAAUCCAAUUAUCUCUCCUUGAGACAAGAGGCUUGUGAUAUCUUCGAAACGUUGCAGACAUUAAGUUCAGUUUGCUUGCAAAACAUCCUGCUGGCUACACUGGAUUUAAAAUGCAGCAGCUUGUACAUUAAAAGAAAUUAAUGGGGUAAGGAGCAUUCUCACCCCCCACCCCGUAUGCACCAACAAUGCAUAAUUUGUCUCGUGGAAUAACAUUCUUCAUCAUUAUUCAGAUGGAAUUAAGCUGGCUUAAACCUAACUGCUGUUCUAUAAGCAUUUAAAGCUCAACGUUAGUGAGAACAGAACCGUAACAUCAAAAAAUAAUCUCUGGACAAAUACCGAAACUGGGUUGACGCUCACACACACACACACACACACACACACACGCACACGCGCACACACGUACAAAAGAGUUUCAUUCCGAAAUAAUGGUGGCUAAGCAUUGGCAGUAGUUCUCAUUGAUUGUUUUAAGCCGAUCAAAUUGACCAUUGAUGGGUGAAACCUGCUUUGCAAACCCUUUCUUCACACCUCAUUCAUUGGGGAAAAAGACAUUUGUGGACUUUAUUUAGUGAUAAUUUCACUUUCAUGUCUUAAGAGUGUUAAAGAUUGAUAGCUGAAAACACACAUAAGAGACUUCCUGAGUAUGAACAUUAGAAGAAUAGAAAUACAGAGGUGACGACAAGAAGUGGACCAAAACAGAAACUAUUUGAGAAAGAAUUAGAAUCGGUACUCACGUUGAGACAAGUUUUCCGAUAAAAACCUUAUUUUUGUUUCUUACUAGUACUUUUUUGAUAGAAAUGUAUUUUAUCAAAUGCUCAAAAGCUUUUUUUUUGUCACAGGGACAAUGUGUUUUGGAAUGAAACCCUUUAAAAUCAAAGUAUAUGAAUCCAUAUAUAUGUGUAUGUAUAUAUAUAUGUGUCCGUACAGAUAAUGACAAAUAUAGUAUAGUAUAUAACUUUUCCCUUCCAUGAGCAAGAUGAAAAUUAUCUUAAGCGCCUUUCAAUACUGUACAUGGAAACAAAUAAUUGCCUUUGGCAACAUAGUAGUCUACUACUGUAUGCAUCACUGAGUAGGAAUGUUGUAUUGUUCGCACUUUGUAUAGAUAAAGUAGUUUUCUUUUAUCCAGAGUAGUUAUACACACACACACAUACACACACACACACACACACACACACACAUACACACACUAACUUAGCAAUGUAAUUAUCUCAUUUUUAAUAUGUUGUCAUGAUUUCAAGACAUAUCGUAGAGUCGUGUCAACAGGCCUUAGAGUCGUAAUGGUAAAAGGGUACAUUCAUCUUGAUGUUUCAGGGGUCGUUUUAAGGAAUCGCCCCUUUACUACACCUGGUGCUGUAACAGACCGAUGCUCCUCUGGCACUGAUAUUUCUUAAAACGAGCAUAUUUUCAAAUGCUGAUGUUCAGAACUGUGACCACACACUUCAGUGAGCCAGAAACCUGUUGGCAGCGAUUAUCAUAACCUGUGGUACCUCACUGGAGAAGACAACGCCAUUUCUUUCUUCACAUGGCUGAAACAGAAUAUUGGUAAUGAGCCAUUUAAUUAAUCAUAGAGCUCCAUUUCUAUUGUCUUUGAGCAGUUGUUUAGAUAUGUAGGCUUUUACUGCACGCUGGGUUUGUUUUGCAGUAAAGUGACAGAAGCAAAAGCAGAGGCAGGAAGUUGUCACUGCAGCUGUCAUGAUGCUCGCUGGCCUCGUUUUAAACAAUCAGCAUUAUCAUUUCAGAGUUACUCCACCUGCAACUGCAAUAUCCGAACAUUAGAUACCAGCAUAGUGUAUGUUUUUAAUGAAUGAAUGUGGUUCUGCCAUUAAAAUCCAACCAUUAGUUAGUUCUUACUUUAAACAUUCAUACAAUCUUUUACUUGUAGAUCUACAGUAUUCCUCUCAGCUGUUUCCCUGUAGCAUUUACCAGGUUUACAUUGGUUCUCAGAUGGUUUCAGAGGAAAUACAACGCAAUUUAAAAUUGUACGUGUAUUAUUUAAAUGGCCUGAACAUGGUUUGAGCAAAUCAGUUUGUGAGCUUUUUUGUGUUUUUUGGCAACACAGUUGUGUAACUUAACUGUGGUGACUUGCGAAAGUUGGAUAGCAAGUUGAAGGCUACUAAAUAAAACCAAAAUUAGAAACAACAGAGCACAUGUCAAGCUAAAAACACAGUAGACUUAAUAACAGGGAUGCACCGAUUGUGAAAUUCUGGGCCCAUACUUGUGUUAAAAAUAAUAAUUUGGCCAAUAUUGAUGUUUAUUUUGUUUUCGUUGUUACUAAUUCCUCUUUUUUUUUUUUCCCCAGGGAAACGAAAUCCUCAUUGUAAAAUAAUAACCAAACAGUUUUAAAGUCAUUUAGUCGUUCAUUAUACUGUCUACAAAUUCAGUCAUACAAAUUUAUGAAAUAACUUUGUUCUUUUAUUCACAAAAAGACAUCGUUUUUGAAAUAAUAACUUAUUCCGAAGCCUUUUUAAAGAUAUAUAAUAUAUUGUAAUUUCCUCUUUAAUAUCUAUUUUAUAUUGCUGUGGAAACAUCAACAAAUUUCUCCUUCAAAGAACAAUAAAUUUUAUAAGAUUACAUUUGAACACAUCAUGAUAAUGUUAUAAUCUACUUUUAUCCAAUUUUUUCUAACUAGAGCUUGAACACAUCUUAACGUAACUUAAUACAACCUCCGUUAGCUGUUAGUGUCAGCAACCGGCUGCUAAUAGCUAACGUAAAUUAGCACUCCUCCUGACUAUUUCAACACGGUUUCAAAUAAGGUGCAUCCCCUGAUUUUUAGUUUACUGCUUCUUUUCGGCGUCCUGGGAUCUUUGAUCAUCCCAGACACAUAUCCUAUUGUCUAUGGGACGACGGGACGCUGUUAAGCCUGUGCAAAAUUGAUGUGACACAGCAGAAAAGUAUCAGCCACCGUCAUCAGUGAAUGUCACCUUAUUUCCUGCAAGGCCAAUGACGGUCAACAAGGCUAAUAUCGGCUUAUACCAUAGUCUUCCCUACUAAAAAAUGUAUUUGUUUAAUUCCUAUUGAUAGUUUAUUGAUAGUUUCCAAAAACCUUACGGGACCCUUUUAAUGCCACACCAUUAGAAAAAGUAAAGAGGCUGCUUUGCUCAAACUGUCAGUGGCCAUAGAAAUAACACACUGCUGUUUAAACGUUGUGGUUUUCCUGUAGCUGCUCUUUUCUACUUAACAUUGUAAUCUAUCAGGAACCUGUGCAUGGCACUUUGGAUCAAAGCAGGACAAUUUUCUGUCAUUUUGGCUUUCACCGUCUUGUUUGCCUGUUUUAAAGUCUGUAAUUAAGUUGUAGUGGCUAGUGUGUCGGGCUGGAUCAUGCCGUCAUUCCUCCACUCGCUAAAGGGGACGUUUAUUGGAUUACGAAUCCAUUUGUGUAGCCAGAACCCAGUGCAUUAGGAUUUUUUUAACAUCUUAAUUAAGUUUUUAGAUGCGUUGUAAAUAAGCAUCAGUAGAUAAUGUCAGUCAUUCUGUAUAUUGCUUAUGAUGUCUGAAUAAUUUGAGAUCAUAUUGAACUAUCAGUGAGGCUGAUGAGGGGAGAGGUUAAAUCUGAAAGCUGCAGCCUGUGUUUUCCAACCACUUUUCAUUCAUCCAUAACAAUUGUAUUUGUAGCACCACAUUGCCUACAUAAUUGUUUUUGGUUUUACAACAUGUUAUACGAGACGGUUCCUUCACUGAUUCUAUGAAGUUCUGUUUUGCAGAGUUCUUAUAAACACCCUGAUGUAUGAUUUUAAUGUCUACAGUAUCACUUUGGUCCUGUGUUACGUCACAGGGACCUGCUGUCAAAACAUCUUAAUCAGUGGCUUCCAGUCAUGAAAUAACCUUUUUAGUUUUAUUACACCUAUAGAUAGAGCAAUAAUCAUCUCUUUCAUCAAUUAGACUAAGAAAGCUGAGGUUUGAAUUACCAAAAAGUGUAACAUGGCUGACUUUUGAGAGCUCAAAAUGCCAGUGAAGACCAGACACGUACUGUACUCCGUAUGAAAAGUACAUACAGUAUAAUAAUCCAAAUACCUGUUGAAACAAGAUGUCAAGAAAAAAAAAAGAAUCAGCAUCUUUAUAGAAUUAAUUUUCCUCUCUAGCUUUCGUCACCGCAGUUAUCGUCUGUUUUUUUUUUUUUUUAAAUUAGUUGUCAAUGUACAGAUUUGAGAAUGAUUAAGGAAUGCAGUAUUGCAUGAAAACGCUAAUGCAUGUAUUUCAUUAACUAUGCAAGAGUCUGCGGCCGUGUCACGUAGAAAGCAGAGCAUGGCUGGUAUAUCCCAUUGCUUAAUUUGCACACCAUUCCAAUAUUUAGAAGUUGUAAAUGACAAACUAUUUCAUCUGUACAGUUAAAAGGAUUCAACUUUAAGUAAAAAAAAAAAAAAAUCUAUUUAAUGCCAUAAUUCCUUUUAGCAUCCUACCAUUUAAUGUUUAUAUAUAUUUUUUAUGUUUUUUUCACAGUAUGUUAUUUUGUAACUCUGCUGAUCUGUGCUCUCUGGGUGCUCCUACCAAACUGGUAGGUUACACUGUCUUUUGUUUUUGGACAAGAUGUUUAAUAUUAACCGUUGUACACCAGCAGAGACAACACUAUGGAUGCGAUAAUCUCUACGUGGUUACUAAAUAGCCUCAUGUAUGGAUGUAUUGUGAAAAAGCCUUUCAUUAAUUCAGUGAUAACAGUUUGUGAACCCCUGUCGAAAUGCCCUCAGCUGCAUCGAAGAUGUGGCCGGACUCUCAUAUAAAGGCAACUCUAAUAAAUAAAUAUAUAUAUAUAUAUAUAGUUAAAUGCAAUAAAGAUAGUAAAUUUGUAGUUUUAUAUUAUAGUAUGUAACGAACAAUGACAUUAAAAUGUAAAUGUUCAGUUGAUACUUUUUGUAGAAUUCACUCCACGUCGAUCAUUGCAAUCAUUUUUAUUUUUUAUUUGAAACAGGGUCAGCAAACAGCAACGUCAUCGUUUUUUCUGUUGACUGGUGAAGUGGGUGUGAAACAUUAUUGAAGUUGUUAAAAUGCAUACGUUAAAUAAGAUUAGAGAAUCCAGCGGCUGUUUUGUUGAUUAACAGAGUUCCAAAACUUUUUUAGGGUGAAACCAUUAAUUAAUGACAUUAUCUGCAACAUUUUUGUGUAAUUUUCUCACUGAAUCAAAGUUGCAAUAACCACUGAAACUGAGACACCAAAAUCCUUUCGUUGAGCCACAGAUUUCAGAUUCAGCCGAGAUAUCGUACAGCAAUACAGCUGUGUGUCGUCCUGGAUAUUAAAGGACUCCAAAUACAUAACUUCAACAUGUGAGUCUGGGUUUAAAUUGUUUUCGGACUUAUGUAAACACUACAAACAGAAGCCUUAAGCAACACAAAUUGUAAUAGUUGGUUUGUAUCUUCCUUCGGAUGAAACCAAGGAGCUGUGUAACGAAUGAAUGAAUGUCACGAGUCUCAUUUUAAUGUUUUUUUAAGCUCACAAAGAACACUACAGUGCUACAUGCAUAGCACGUCUCCCCUUUGACCUUUACGUCUUAUGUUCUCUUUUUUAAAGUAUAAUUCAUAACGCAUUUUGUAAAAUACAGUGUGUUGCAUUUAUUGAGAUUUUUUCAUGUAUUACGGCUGUUUUACUGUAUUCCUUGUCGUGCCAGGUUCAUGAGGCUUCGUUUCUUUUUAAUAUAUAUAUGUAUUCGAGCCUCUGUUCCACCAUUUGCCUCUUCAUUUUCCCUUAAAUUCACUUUUCUAUUUUUUUAAGAGUUGAUCAAAGUGACAUUCAGUAGUUUAGUAGACUGUGUCAGAGUCUUCUAUGUUAAUUUAUUUCUCUUUUGUUAACAUGUAUGCACUUUUAAUGUUUGUUUUUUUUCUCUCCAAAAGGACAAAUGUGUAUAUACUAUGUUGGUUUACCCAUGCGAGUACAAAAUGGAAAC